Abrus precatorius (Indian licorice) is the source of this 2669-nucleotide messenger RNA. Its product is annotated as cellulose synthase-like protein B4. Gene Ontology annotation, molecular function: cellulose synthase (UDP-forming) activity; mannan synthase activity. Gene Ontology annotation, biological process: cellulose biosynthetic process; plant-type primary cell wall biogenesis. The transcript is spliced from 9 exons. The record is from RefSeq and is a predicted model, not a curated record. NCBI's taxonomy places the organism in Eukaryota, Viridiplantae, Streptophyta, Magnoliopsida, Fabales, Fabaceae. The coding region runs from base 294 to 2564 and encodes 756 amino acids. Gene Ontology annotation, cellular component: plasma membrane; trans-Golgi network.
AAUCUGAUUUGGAGUUCCAAAUCCACACGUAUGGUAGAAUAGAAUGAACAUGCACAUUACAUAAAUUCCCUGCAAAUAAUAUAUAAAUCAGCAAAAAGAAGAAUCUCACCCUUGGUUAAAAAUAGUAAACAUGCAACUAUUCUAGUAUCUCAUAAUUUCCUCAAUGCAACAAAAUUUUAGUACAAGUUUUCAAGUAUUGUUUAUAAUGAAUGCCUUAGAAGGCUUGUUUCUUCUCUUUAAAUAAUCAUUCUUAAAUCCCUUAGCUACAAUUCUAGUCUCUCACAAUUUGUUCAAUGGCGAACAAAGGAUAUCUUCCUCUCUAUGAAAAAAUAUGGCUCAAACGCACAUUUCAAAGAGUUAUGGACAUCUUCGUUUUACUCCUCCUUCUCAUGCUUGUCAGUGUCCGUGUUCUCUCCAUCAACACUUUCACUCUUCCAUUGUUCCUUGCUUUCUUAUGCGAAUCUUGGUUCACCAUCGCUUGGAUUGUGAUUCUCAACACCAAAUGGAGUCCUGCAAUAACCAUAACCCACAUAGAUCGUCUCAUGCAACAGGUACUUGAGCUUCCACCAGUGGACAUGCUUGUGACAACAGCAGAUCCUAUACUUGAACCACCCAUCAUCACAGUGAACACAGUGUUGUCUCUUUUGGCACUUGAUUACCCUACUAACAAGCUAGCUUGCUAUGUUUCCGAUGAUGGUUGUUCCCCUCUUACCUUGUAUGCCCUUGUGGAAGCCUCCAAAUUCGCCAAAUUUUGGGUACCUUUUUGUAAGAAGUACAACGUGCAAGUUAGAGCACCCUUUAGAUACUUCUCUGACGUUGCCACUGCCAAAAAUGAAGGCUCACCUCAAUUCAAACAAGAAUGGUUACGAAUCAAGGACAUGUAUGACAAUCUUUGCCAAAAAAUUGAAGAUAUGACCCGCAAACCAAUUCCAUUCAAACUUGACGGAGAAUUCGUAGUAUUUUCAAACAUAGAGCAAAGAAAUCAUCCAAGCAUAAUUAAGGUUAUAUUAGAGAACAAGGAAGAUAUUUCUAAUGGGCUGCCUAACUUAGUCUACAUAUCCAGAGAGAAGAGGCCACUGUAUCCACAUAAUUACAAAGCCGGAGCUAUGAAUGUGUUGACAAGGGUCUCUGGGCUAAUGACUAAUGCUCCCUUUAUGUUGAACGUGGACUGUGACAUGUUUGUGAACAACCCCAAGAUUGUUUUACACGCUAUGUGCAUUUUCAUGGAUUCAAAGAGUGGAAAUGAGGUUGCUUUUGUUCAAUGUUUCCAGCAAUUCUACGAUGGAAUAAAAGAAGACCCUUUUGGAAAUCAAUGGGUGGCUGCCUUUGAGUACAUAAUACGAGGCAUGGCAGGACUUCAAGGACCUUACUAUAUAGGAACAAGCACCUUCCAUAAGAGAAAUGCUAUUUAUGGAUUUUAUCCUGAUGAAAUUGAAAUUGGAAGAAAAGGAAAAGUAGCAGACGAGAUACUAACACAACAAUUUGGAAGUUCAAAGACAUUUGUCAAAUCAGUAGCGCAUGCUUUGGACAGGAGUUCAUAUUCUCCUAAUAACAUUAGUCCAUCAAAUUUCGUUGAGGCAGCAAUCGAAGUUGCAGAUUGUGGCUAUGAAUAUGAAACUAGCUGGGGUAAACAUGUAUGCAACAAAUACAGAUAUUCUUUCCAUAUGGGCUGGUUAUAUGGAUCAAUUACAGAGGAUGCACUCACUGGGUUAAGUAUCCAUAGAAAAGGUUGGAGAUCAGAGUGUUGUACCCCAGAUCCAUUUGCCUUUUCAGGGUGUACUCCAAAAAGUUUACUCUCCACAAUGAUACAACAAAAGAGAUGGGCCUCAGGCCUCACUGUGGUUUUCUUUGGAAAGCAUUCUCCCAUUAUUGGAACUCUCUUUGGUAAGAUCCAAUUUAGGGCAGCCCUGUCCUAUUAUUGGAUUGUCAAUUGGGGCCUUCGUAGUGCCUUCCAAUUUUUCUAUGCUUUGCUGCCUGCACAUUGUAUAAUUACUAACACCAGUAUCUUUCCGAAGGGACCUAGCCUAUGGAUUGCAAUUGCUCUUUUUGUGAUUUACAAAGUACAUUCUCUUUUAGAGUACCUUGCAAUUGGGUUGUCCGUGCGACAAUGGUUGAACAACCAGAGAAUGAGCAUAGUAGCAAGCACAUCUGCAUGGUUUCUUGGAUUUUUGGGUGGCAUGUUCAAGCUUUUGGGCAUAUCUGAUUCUGUCUUUGAAAUAACACAGAAGGAACACUCAACUUCUAAUGCUGAUGAAGAGGGUGCAAAUGUUGGAAGGUUCACAUUCGACGAGUCCCCAGUUUUUGUGGCUGGCACGACCAUUUUGUUGGUGCAAUUGAUAGCACUGUUUAUCUGGGUUUUGGGGUUGCAACCAACUCAUGAUGGAAAUGAAUCUGGACUAGGGGAAUUGACAUGUGUUUUGUAUCUGUUAAUGUGCUAUUGGCCAUAUUUUAAAGGGUUGUUUGCCAAAGGAAAAUAUGGGAUUCCCUUAUCUGUUAUAUGCAAGUCAAUAGUGCUUGCAUUUGUCUUUGUGCAUUUCUGUAGAAGCAUUGUUGUUAUUGGUUGAUCAGUGAUGACUUGAAAUUGAAUUUAUCUACAUAUUGUGUUCUUAUAUUUAUUAUUUUUCUGUACUAAUUCAUCAUUAUAACACAUUGAUCAAAAAGCUUGUAAC